CCAGAGUUUGUCCAGAAGAAGGUCAGAAAUAAUGGUGUUGAAAGGGGGCAUAAGUGUUGGGACCAUCCUGCUCUUGUACGAUAAAGUGCACAGCUAAGUUGAAGGCAUCAUCUACAUACCUGUUCGCCCAUUUUCAGUUAUAGGUCAGGAAAGAGGUUAGACAGUAAACUACAGUGAUAUUUACAGUGUAUUUUUCCAGACAAAAAUCAUAUUCAAAACGAUCAUACUGGGGGAAAAGGGUAGGAACAUACGUUUUUUGUCCCUGUUUCCAGUCGAACAUCUAAGCCGUUGCAAACGAAACGGUUGCUAAGAGACCUUACCAUGCUGUCAACAAAACAGCUAAAGCAGUGACAUUAUCAUUAUUUGUUAUGAACAGCAUAAUUAUCACUAUAAUACAUGUAAGCUGUUGGUCCUUCUGAAUAUCACCGACCCGUACCCCCGUAUUAGACAAAUACAAGUUCUGGGUAAUGAUUCUCUCUAGGGUUAAGCCAGCUAUCGGUGGAGAUGCUCAAGUCAACAAGAGAAGCAAAGGAAAAGGAUCCCCAUUAGUGGAAGAUUAUCUCAGUCAAAGAGACUAUGUUGGAGCCACCACAUUACUUGAAUUUCAACGUAGCAUUGGAGAGCGAGGGGAGGAUGCAGACCUGUGGUUGGCAUACUGUGCUUUUCACCUGGGUGACCACAAACGAGCAAUGCAGGAGUACAAGGCUUUAACGGAGAAGCCAGACUGCCGUCCAGAUAUAUGGGUGUAUUUGGCAUGCACCCUCUUCUUUCUGGGUUUCUACAAAGAGGCAGAAGAGGCAGCCAAUAAAGCUCCCAGGAGUCAGCUUCAGAAUCGGCUUCUAUUCCACUUGGCACACAAGUUCAGUGAUGAGAAAAGGCUGAUGGGCUUCCACCAGAAACUGGAGGACGUGACUGAAGACCAGCUCAGCUUGGCCUCCAUCCACUACAUGCGCUCACACUACCAGGAGGCAAUUGAUAUCUACAAGCGCAUCCUACUGCAGAACAGGGACUUCCUCGCCCUGAACGUGUAUGUAGCUCUGUGUUACUACAAGUUGGACUACUACGACGUCUCCCAGGAGGUCUUGGCAGUAUACUUGCAGAAAGUUCCAGACUCGACAACUGCCCUCAACCUCAAGGCCUGCAACCACUUCAGGCUCUAUAAUGGCAAGGCAGCUGAGGCAGAACUGAAGAACCUGAUUGACAUAUCUUCCUCCGCUUUUGAAUUUGCCAAGGAGUUGAUCAGACACAAUUUGGUGGUGUUCCGGAAUGGGGAAGGGGCUCUGCAGGUGCUUCCUCCUCUUGUUGAUGUGAUUGUUGAGGCCAGACUCAAUCUGGUCAUCUAUUACCUCAGACAAGAUGAUGUUCAGGAGGCCUACAAUCUCACCAAAGACAUGGAGCCCACCCAGCCACAGGCUGAAGGCAGUGUUAGGCUUAAUAUACAUCAGCGUACAGAAUACAUAUUAAAGGGGGUGGUACAUGCAGCUCUCGGUCAAGAAGUGGGAUCGAGGGAUCACUUGAAGAUCGCACAGCAGUUCUUUCAGCUGGUCGGAGGCUCCGCAAGUGAGUGUGACACAAUUCCUGGCAGGCAGUGCAUGUCGUCUUGUUUUUUCCUGCUCCGGCAAUUUGAGGACGUGCUCAUCUACCUCAACUCUAUCAAGAGCUACUUCUACAAUGAUGAUACCUUCAAUUUCAACUAUGGCCAAGCAAAGGCUGCUGUGGGCAACUUCAAAGAAGCAGAGGAGAUUUUCCUGUUGAUCCAGAGUGAGAGGAUAAAGAAUGACUAUGUGUACUUGAGCUGGCUGGCACGUUGCUACAUUAUGAACCAGAGGCCGCGACUCGCCUGGGAGCUCUACCUUAAGAUGGAGACGUCAGCAGAUUCCUUCAGCCUACUGCAGCUUCUUGCCAAUGACUGUUAUAAGAUGGGACAGUUCUACUAUGCAGCAAAGGCAUUCGAUGUCCUGGAACGUUUAGAUCCAAGCCCAGAGUUCUGGGAGGGCAAGAGAGGUGCAUGUGUGGGGAUCUUCCAGCUUAUUCUGGCGGGUCGAGAGCCAAGAGAAACAUUGAGGGAAGUCCUGCCCUUGUUGAGAAACACAGGGAACCCACAGGUGGAGUACAUCAUCAGGAUCCUGAAGAAGUGGGCCAAGGACAACAGGGUGUCUCUGUGAGACGGCUUUAUUUAUUAAUCUGAACUGUGUGCCUUGGCAGAGACACACCAGUGUCUUCCAAAUAGUCAAAUGAUUUCCCAAAGUGCCUGUCUGCAUUGUUCAACACAACGUUUGACCAUUGUGAUAUUGUGCAAAUCUGUGAUGGUUUCAAAUGUGUUUUGACACACAUAUAUGCAUCUUUAAAGUAGUAUAGUGUGAAUAAUUUGUAUAAUAAAAGAUACAUUGUUGUAAGAUAUAUUGAGACAAAUAUAUUAUUUGUUUGUUUCCUGUCCAGUACAUUUUUUAUAUUGUUUAUUAUAAUGUAUUAAGUGAUAAUUACAGGUGAAACAGAAGUAUGUGGUUUUGUAUGUGGCUAUUUCAUGAUAGCCAAUGCACCACAGGACGAUCAUAUAGUGCGUCAUUUUUUUUUUUUUUUUUCAC
This is a messenger RNA of Clupea harengus (Atlantic herring), 2585 nucleotides long. Its product is annotated as intraflagellar transport protein 56-like. Lineage: Eukaryota; Metazoa; Chordata; Actinopteri; Clupeiformes; Clupeidae. Gene Ontology annotation, molecular function: intraciliary transport particle B binding; protein binding. Gene Ontology annotation, cellular component: ciliary base; intraciliary transport particle B; ciliary basal body. The record is from RefSeq and is a predicted model, not a curated record. Gene Ontology annotation, biological process: intraciliary anterograde transport; intraciliary transport involved in cilium assembly.